CGUUAGCAUCCAGUAACAACAGUAAGCAGCAGAGAUAUGACACUUUUCUGCUUUUAUUACUAGUUUUACAGACGUGAUUUCAUGUUUUAAAGCAGUAUGUCAAGUAGAAAGAGAAAGACACAAUUAAUAUCAGAAGAAAUUCAUGGCAAAGUAUUAAAUGAGCACGGAAAUUGCCCAGCUAAACACGAAAAGUCAAGUAAGGUUGUAAAUGAGAUCGAGCAAAGUCAUUACUUUAUCAAAAAUAAUCCAAAACUCAGAUUAGGGGAGGAUUUUUUCAAGCAACCAUGCAUCAGUUUGGCAAAAGCAUUCCUCGGCAAGGUGUUGGUCCGCAGGUGUGCAGAUGGAGUGGAGCUGCGAGGGAAGAUUGUGGAAACUGAAGCAUACCUUGGAGGUGAAGAUAAAGCAUCUCAUUCAGCCGGAGGAAAGCGCACUGAGAGAAAUACAGCCAUGUUUAUGAAGCCUGGGACUAUCUAUGUCUAUCCCAUCUACGGCAUCUACCUCUGCAUGAAUGUAUCCAGCGAGGGAGAGGGUGCCGCUGUACUCCUAAGAUCCCUGGAGCCUGUUCAGGGUCAGUCCGUCAUGAGACAGCUGAGGACGGCAAAGCGCAAAGAUGGAGCAAAACAACUGAAGGACAAAGAGCUGUGCAACGGUCCCUCAAAGCUUUGCCAAGCACUGGACAUACCACGCUGCCUCGACCGCCGGGACCUGGCCUCAGACCCGGACAUUUGGCUUGAGAGCGACCCCAAUGCAGAUCCAGAAGAAGUCAGCAAUAUUGUGUCAGCACCACGAAUUGGUAUUGAGUCACAUGGGGAAUGGGCUAAGAAGCCACUACGAUAUUACAUUUUAGGCCACUCAUGUGUCAGUGUAAGAAAUAAAGAUGCAGAAAGAAAGGUUGAAUCUGAAUUGAUGAAGAAUAAUUUAGAAUUGGAGUGUGAUACAGGACAGUAGAAGGACAAAGAAAUGCUCCCGAAAAUGAUUAACCAUCUGUAAGCUGCAAGUGACAUUGGAAAAAAGAAAAUCUCCAAAAUAGGACAGCUAAAAAGGGUUGUCCUAUUUAAAUUUUUUCUGUACACUUGCCUAUAUUGCAAUGGUGCUCGUGAACUAAACCAGGACUAGAGCAGGACCAAAUCAGGAAUGCACCCUCUGAAACCCAUAGAUUAUUUCAAAUUAUUUGUUACCAAAUGUAGCAGUGCUUUCAAAGAAGUAAAACCUAAAAUGAAACUCCCUUGCCUCCAGUGAGCAAAAUGCAUCUGUGUUUUUAAUGAAAAUCUCAUUAUGUGACUUCUUAGUGAUUUCACAGAUGUCUGGAAAGCUGUACUUCCUUCAAAGCCAAUGCAACUUGUCUGAUGUUGAGUAUCUCUGCUUUUUCUGGGUCCUUGAGUCUCCACCUCUGGGAUUCCUGGACAGAGGUCUGUUUGAGGUCUGGAAUGGUCAUUACUCGAAAUGGUCUAUUUGCUCUUUACAGUGUAAUAACAACAGGGACAGUGACAAGUGUGGUCAAAAUCUGCAGUUGUUUUUGUUUUGUUUUUUAAAGUAGGGUGUUUAGUACUAAAUUAUAACGUACAUAGAUCAUAAUUUAAUAUUUUGUUCACUCAUCUAUAAAGGUAUAAUAAUAGAAACAGGUCCAUCAACUUCCUGUCUGAAACUGCAGAACUGGCCCCACUGUUUCAUAGUGGCAUUUCACUAUAGCAAGCAGUGGCUUUUGAUUUACAUGUUUUUUUUAUUGUUGAAAAUGGCUAGAUGACAUUUUUAAACCCAUGUGUGACCCUGAAUCUGAAUUUCUAUGUUAAUAAUGGCAAGUAAAUGCAGAGCAGUGAGUGGGGAUAGGGGGUAGGUGAAAAGUCUGAGUAUUCAAGUCUUAAAUGCAGGAUAAUACAUGAUUACUCAGACAUUCAUGAAAUCACUCAAAAUACAACUCUGAGUAAGUUAAUGAUGUGAGAAAACUAUUAUAGCACAAUUCAACGUUAAUAUAAAUCGAUUUGAUAUAAUAUACAGCCUUUAAGUAUGAAUUAGACCUGAGACAUGGCUGGUUUAUACAAAAUAAUUUAAUAGUGUAAAUAUUAUUUGGCUCAU
Molecule: messenger RNA, 2073 nt
Organism: Periophthalmus magnuspinnatus
Lineage: Eukaryota; Metazoa; Chordata; Actinopteri; Gobiiformes; Gobiidae
Gene: mpg
Product: N-methylpurine DNA glycosylase
Exons: 3
Coding region: 97-948 (283 amino acids)
Biological process (GO): base-excision repair
Molecular function (GO): DNA binding; alkylbase DNA N-glycosylase activity
Source: RefSeq, a predicted model, not a curated record